GGUAAGUUGUUUGUUUCACAUGUUCCUGAUCUAUGCCUUAGGCACUCAAAAAGCAGAAGUAUAGAAAGAUAUGAAGAUAGCCUCAAGAGGACUAACAAUACUGUGCCUUGAUCAAGAAUCCAACUAUACCUUUUUUUUUUUCUUUUCUUUUUUGUAUAUUUGUCCUUAUGCUAUAUCAGGCAUAGUAUCAGCAAAGCAGCUAAGAUAUACACCUCGUCUCUAGUUGUGCAGAUGCACCUGUGUUGUAUAUACUAUUUGUCUUAGGAUGCCC
Messenger RNA from Aspergillus pseudonomiae, 271 nucleotides. RefSeq lists its product as uncharacterized. NCBI's taxonomy places the organism in Eukaryota, Fungi, Ascomycota, Eurotiomycetes, Eurotiales, Aspergillaceae. The record is from RefSeq and is a predicted model, not a curated record. The transcript has a single exon. Bases 71 to 223 code for a protein of 50 amino acids.